Messenger RNA from Glycine soja, 1069 nucleotides. RefSeq lists its product as uncharacterized. Bases 408 to 785 code for a protein of 125 amino acids. The transcript has a single exon. Lineage: Eukaryota; Viridiplantae; Streptophyta; Magnoliopsida; Fabales; Fabaceae. The record is from RefSeq and is a predicted model, not a curated record.
UGCUAGAAAGGGCCAGAGCAAAGGUCCCUCCGACCAGCCUUGUCACAUUUUCCACUGCCCAUGUCCCUUAGAACAUGGAGGAAAUUAUGGCAUUUCCCAAUCUUAAACUCACUCUCUCUUUCUCCCUCUCACCUCUCACACCAUAAAAGCCCUCAUGGAACAACAACAAGCACUUACUACUUCCUAGUCCUUCAAGCAACAAUCCCAAGUGAGCAAACUCAGCAUGCUACACUCAAGUAAAUAAACAAGACCACCUCAAUCAUUGUGGUCGAAUCCAACCAAAUCAAAGCCAAAUACUUUGCCCUUCUUGCUCACUCACCACGACCCUUUUGCAUGUUUUAAGGAGAAAGAUUCUCAUCUUUAGAAAGAAAAGACAACAAGAAGCUUGAAAGAGUUUAUAAAGAGAUAUGGAGAUUGAGUCAGUGAAAUGCGAGUGUUGUGGCUUGAAGGAGGAUUGCACCCAAGACUACAUAAGCGAAGUGAAGUCCAAGUUUGAUGGGAAAUGGUUAUGUGGGUUGUGCUCAGAAGCGGUGAGAGAUGAAGUGAGCCAUGGAGGGAAGAAGGCAUCAUCAGCUAUGGAUGAAGCUGUGAAGGCUCACAUGUCAUUCUGCCGCAAGUUCAAAUCCAACCCUGCAGUUAGAGUUGCUGAAGGGAUGAGACAGAUGCUAAGGAGAAGGUCUGACUUGUCAUCAUCAUCAUCAUCAUCAUCUCCAUCUUCAUCAAAGAAGUACACAAGGUCAACCAGCACUUCUCAAGUCGGGGAUUCUUCAAGUUUCCAUUUGUAGUAGCAAUGAGAGAAACAGAGGAUGGAAACAGGGCAGAGGCAGAGGAGACUCUGCUUUGGUUGGAAUAAAAAAAGUUGAUAGGUUUAGACUUUUGGGUUUAGUUUUUUUCUUCUUCUUGUUAUGUACAGGAAGUCUUAUUUCAGUUUUUUUUCUUUCUGUUUUCUUUUUCUCCAACUGAUCUCUAGUUUGGUAUCUCUAAUCCUCUUUGUUAUCUCUUUGUUUACUUUCUUGGCUAAAUAGAGACCUAGUUUUCAAGAAAAAAUAAAAAAGAUGAUCUUAAUCAA